Molecule: messenger RNA, 1108 nt
Organism: Prionailurus viverrinus (fishing cat)
Lineage: Eukaryota; Metazoa; Chordata; Mammalia; Carnivora; Felidae
Gene: C8G
Product: complement C8 gamma chain
Exons: 8
Coding region: 127-930 (267 amino acids)
Biological process (GO): complement activation
Cellular component (GO): membrane attack complex
Source: RefSeq, a predicted model, not a curated record
GAGCACCCGGCAGCCUGCAUCGGCAGUUGCUGCGCCUGCGCGCACCGAGCUCGCUCGAAACAGCGCCCCAGGCGGCCGGGAGGGGCGGCGGCCUUGCACGGCAGCCAGUGGGCGGGGCUGAGACCUAUGCUCGCUGUAGAACGCGGGUUCGAGACCUGGCGCUGCCGCUGGCAGCGGCUGGGGCCCUGGGUUAGGGGGUCAUGGACAAAGAACCAGAGGUCAACUAGGACUCUGCUUCCGGGCGACACUGGUCAGUGGACUCUGACCCAGGGCUUGGCCGUCCUGCCCUGGGCCUCCCCCACUCUGGUCACUGCCACUGCCAUGCUGACCCCCAGGACUGCUCUCCUCUUGACUCUGCUCCUGGCUGGGGGCUCCCUGAGCAGGAGGGCUCGGAGACCCCCUCGACCCGCGUCUCCCAUCAGCACUAUCCAGCCGAAGGCCAACUUCGAUGUUCAGCAGUUUGCAGGGACGUGGCUCCUUGUGGCGGUGGCCUCCUCGUGCCGCUUCCUGCAGGAGCAGGGCCACCGGGCUGAGGCCACCGCACUGCGUGUGGCUCCCCAGGGUGCAGCCAUGGCCGUCAGCACCUUCCGGAAGCUGGAUGGGAUCUGCUGGCAGGUACGGCAGCUCUACAGAGACACAGGAGUCGCGGGGCAUUUCCUGCUCCAAGCCCGAGGUGCCCGUGGGCCGGUAGACGUGGUCGUCGGGGAGACAGACUACCGAGGCUUCGCCAUCCUCUACCUGGAGCGGGCGCGGCAGCUGUCGGUGAAGCUGUACGCCCGCUCACUCCCCCCGAGUGACGCGGCCCUGAGUGCAUUCGAGCAGCGGAUCCAGAGGGUCAACCUGACCGAGGACCAGAUGUUGUUCUUCCCCAAGUAUGGUUUCUGCGAGGCCGCAGACCAGUUCCACGUCCUGGAUGAAGUGAGGAGGUGAGUCCAGGGGGCAGCCCUGAACUCGGAAGGAGUGAAGACCCUGAAGGUGAUGGCCCCCGCUGCCCCGUUCACUGAGCCCCGGCACCCCGCGGGGCAGGGCCACCCAGGGGAGGCUGGAGCCGCGCACCGCCCACGGGAGCGCAGGGGCACUGCUUUCAUUAAACGCUGUCUGUCCUGGC